GAUUUCGCCGCUUCUGGUGACCAGUAAUAAAAAAUUCAUGCCGGCACCGAUUUCCGUCUCGCGCACUUGCGGGGGUAGUCGCCUAUAAGAAGCCUCAUGCCAGCGGCAAUGUCACACUUGCUUACAGCAAUCAAUCCAACAGAAGCACAAUGGCUCUCAGACUGGUCGCAUUCCUCGCGUUGGUGGCAGCUUCCCGUGCCGGUGUUCCAUUCGGUUACGCAGCUGCCCCCGCGCCCGUCGCAGUGGCCCCCGCGCUCGCCCCGGUCGACGCCGUGCCCCAGUACUCGUUUGGGUACUCGGUGAGCGACGCCCUGACCGGUGACAACAAGCUGCAGCACGAGACCCGCCACGGAGACAUCGUGCAGGGCGCCUACUCCCUCGUUGAGCCCGACGGCACCGUGCGCACCGUCAACUACAUCGCCGACCCCAUCAACGGAUUCAACGCCCACGUCAGCAGGCAGCCCGCCGUGGUCAAGGCCGCCGUGCCCGCUGUGCCCGCAGCCCCCGUGCUGCCCGCUCCACUCGUGAGGGCUCCGCUGGCCGCCCCUGCCCCCGUGUUCGCCGGCCCUGCCGUUGCUCCCGCUGUGGCUCCUGCUCCGUUCGCUCCGUACGCUGCGUACCCAGGAUAUGGCGCGCCAGUCGCCAGGUUCAUUGGUUGAUUGAUUGCCAUUUUUUGUUACUAACAGUAGACGUAGGUUUUUGUUUUUAUAAUUUAUGCGCACAAUGUGAUCAAAUAAGUGGAAAAUAAAUUGGAUUUUAUAUAAUAAA
Cloeon dipterum is the source of this 768-nucleotide messenger RNA. RefSeq names its product larval cuticle protein A2B-like. The transcript has 2 exons. Lineage: Eukaryota; Metazoa; Arthropoda; Insecta; Ephemeroptera; Baetidae. The record is from RefSeq and is a predicted model, not a curated record. The coding region runs from base 150 to 659 and encodes 169 amino acids. Gene Ontology annotation, cellular component: extracellular matrix.